Molecule: messenger RNA, 2089 nt
Organism: Benincasa hispida (wax gourd)
Lineage: Eukaryota; Viridiplantae; Streptophyta; Magnoliopsida; Cucurbitales; Cucurbitaceae
Gene: CPR5
Product: CPR5 protein
Biological process (GO): trichome morphogenesis; defense response; leaf senescence
Source: RefSeq, a predicted model, not a curated record
AAGGUUUCAAAAGAAAAAGGAAAAGGAAAAAAAGGGAAUGUUCAAAUCAUACGCUUCGUCUUCCUCUCCCAGUCGGGUUGGUAUCGACGCAGUAUAUGGUAAGUCGGUAACCGAGCGUCUGCAUUUUGCCAUGGAUGAGCCCCCUAUCAGUGCAACCAGUUGCAGCGCCUUCGUUGACGAAACCACCGACAACGACCGCGAAGAAAUCGCGGCGGUUGAUUCAUCUCCGGGGAACUCAACCCGAACGCUUUACGACCCUCUGCCGUGCUCAAAUCGCAAUAGGAGGAAGAAGAAGAAGAAGAAAAGGGUUGUCAUUGAUAACGUCCAAGAACUUCCGUCUUCGUCGUCUUCUUGUUCUUCGCCCGCGAGAUUGUUGCAGAAAGGCGUCAAUUGCAAACGCCGACGCCCCAAGGUUUUAAUUGCUCAUCCGCGCCGUAUCGAUGGCGAUUUUGAAAAUGUGGCGUUUUUAUUGGGAGUGUCAUUCGCAGCUUUUGUUGCUCAGGUGCUUGAGAGGCAGGACAUGUCUGAUGAAAGAAUGCCUGUUGAUCAUCUCUCCGUGAUAUGCACUUCAGCUAUAAGAGAAUCUUUGGUCAAUGUCUUCGGGGACAAGCUUGAUUGGUUUUUAAAGAAAUUCGAGAAGUCAUUUGGCAGUACGUUGAGAACUCUAAGAUCAAUCAGUGAAGCAUCUGCAAGAUAUGGAGUGUAUUCCUCCAGAAAACGCAUGGAAGAAAAUAUCACAGCAGAUCUGACCCCUGAUAGGAAAAGGGAUGUGGCAAGUAGCUCUGGUCCGGAAAAAUGUAUUGUGGAAGAAUAUUCCAGGGCAGAUGCACCUGUUGAUCAAUUAAGUUUAAUUGAAGAUGUAAAGGAAAGCAUUUCUGAUUCAUUUACUCGUGAGUUGCGUUUGUGUAGACUGAGAAAUGAUGUGGUUUCUGUUGCCCAACAGGCAGUUGGUUACCAUAGUAAAGAGAUAGCGGCUAGCACUGUUGAAAGAUCUGUUGUCGAACAGAUACGUGCAAAUGAUCUUAAGACAGUGGAGCUUGACCUUAAAGUGGAGGAAUUAAACUUGAUAAAGACACAGAUUGCAGUCGGUUGUGACUUAAACAAUCUUGAGAGGAGAAAAUUGGCAGUGGACAUGUCAAAAGCCUCUUUUGAGGCUGAUAAGUUCAAGAAUCAGUUAGAAGACACGAGAUAUUCGGAACUGCUUAGAAAGUGCAUAGACUGUCUUGUUGCUGGUUUGUUUAUAAUGUCCGUGGCCCUUGCUUACGGAGCAUAUGUUUACUCAUAUCAAAGAAUUUCUGAAGCUACUGCAAUCUGUACACCUUCAAUCCAGGAUUCCAAAUCUUGGUGGAUGCCAAAUCCAAUGGCAUCUUUGAACUCUGGGUUGCAUAUGUUAAGAUGUCAAGUUCAAGUUGCGAGCCGGAUGGGGUUCGGUGUGAUUAUGAUUCUUGCGAUUGCUUACCUGCUUCUCCAACGCUCAGCAACUUCAAACCAGGCAAUGCCAGUUACUUUCAUCGUCUUGCUGCUCGGAGUUGCCUGCGGUUUUGCUGGAAAGUUGUGCAUAGAUACAUUGGGAGGAAGCGGAUUGCAUUGGCUCAUGAUCUGGGAAACAUUGUGCUUAUUGCACUUAUUUGCGAAUAUUUUUACGUCUGCACUGUUUCUGAUCCUACACGGUCCGAUUGAGGUUUCUCAGAGGAAAAAUUGCCAUGUGAUCUUGCCAUAUUGGUUUCGCCGUGUUGUAUUCUACACCCUUCUGCUUGUAUUUAUGCCAUUGUUGUGUGGGCUGAUUCCAUUUGCAGGUGUUGGUGAAUGGAAAGAUCAUUUUUCUCUUCUGGUAACUGAAAUGAUUGCAGCAGACGGCUACUGAAGUUUUGGGUUUUGCAUUUUGUUCUGUUGUAUAAUCCGAUUUGUAGGAUUAUUUAUUUUGUAUUAGUAUCUACAGGAGCUCCUUUUAGUAUCUACAGGAGCCCCAAAAGGAGAUGGCUUUCGAGUUAAAUUGCUAAUUUAUUGUUAUUAUUAUUAAUGUACGAAUAAUAACGAUAACAACAGUACGUUGAGCCUCUAUUUUUCUUCAUUUCUUUCUUGACUCUCA